Molecule: messenger RNA, 3268 nt
Organism: Effrenium voratum
Lineage: Eukaryota; Dinophyceae; Suessiales; Symbiodiniaceae
Source: the annotation of a GenBank genome assembly
AGCGACUUCGGCUCGCGAGUGGUCGCUUAGAGACGAAGGUUUUGGGCAGAAACUCGGCCGAGCUGCGUUGCCCCAUGAGCGGCUACUACCAGCCUGCGUUCCCACAGCUCUACGGCCAGUCCCAGGGCAGCUACCCGCAGUCGCAAGCUCCUCAGCAAUCCUAUCCGGCGCGCUCCGCUGAUCCGCGAUACCCGCAGGGUUACGCAGCGGCUGCGCAAACCCAAGCCGCCCCACAGGCGGCGCAGGCGCCGGCGGCACAGGCCUAUGCAGGCUACCAGCCCGCGCAAGGGCAAGCGCAAGCCCAACCAGCCGCUAGGGAGGAGGUGGUCGGCAACGUGGCCCACAUCUCGGUGACGGGAUGUACCCAUUCCACGGUGGGCGGCAUCGUGAGGGGGAGCUUCACGGCGAGCGGCCAGAACCACGGAAGGCCCACCUACAAGAAGGACACUCAGGUGAACGGCCUGGACGUGCAGCUCUACUACUGGGACGACCGGGACGGCGCCAGCUUCUGCGGGUGGUGGUUCGGACCCAAAGUGGGGGGGGACCAGGUCUGGGCCUACCACCCCAGCAGCACCGCCAUGACGCCUCCCAAGGGUGGGUGGAAGGUGCCCUACGACGGCCCCGUGGACCACAGUUUUGCCAUCAGCGCCGCGCAGCCCCCUGCGGCGCAGGCGGCCACGGCGCCGGGGGCGGCGGCCGGGGCGACGGCGGCGACGGCGGCGCAGUAUGCGGUGUACCAGCAGCAGCUGCAGCAGUACCAGCAGCAACAGCAGGCAUACCAACAGCAGCAGGACCAGCAGACGCAGAUGCAGCAGCAGAUGAUCGCGCAGCAGCAGAAGGCGCUGCAAAUGGCUGAGAUGCAGAAAAAGCAGGAGGAGAUGAAACGAAGACAGGAGGAAAUGCGACGACAGCAGGAAGAGGCGAGACAGAGGCAGCAGGAAGAGGUGAAGCGGAAGGCUGCUGAGCAUCGAGUAAAGAUGGAGGAGAUGAAUAGGCAGAAAAUGGAGCAGGAGAAGAGGAUGGCUGAAGAAAGGAAAAAGCAAUAUGAGGAGCAAAGGGCCACGAUCAGGAUAAGGACCUGCAUGCAGAAGGUGCGAAUGUCCAAGGAGGAGGACCUGGCGACCAACCAGCAGGAGCUGGCGGAGCUCAUGCAGGUGGAGCUGCCCAACUGCGGCUCCAACGCCGUGAAGGUGCAAGAGGAAUGCGCCCAAGCAGUUGAACAAGCUUUGAAGCGCAUCGAGGCUCAGAAAGAAGUCAAGCGGCGUGAGGAGGAGCGCAAGGAGGAGGCCCUGCGGAAGCAGCGGGAGCUUCAGGAGAAGGCCGCGGCGCUUCUCAAGGAGUGCAGCUCAAAGGUGGCUGCCGCCGAAGAGUUGGUGGAGGCGGUGGUGGCGGCGGCGGCGCACCUGGCGCCGGAGAAGGAGCUGAAGCUGGAGGCAGUCCAGAAGGCGGCGAGCGCAUUGGAAGCCAAAGCAGAAGCUGCCACUGCUGCCCUCGCCGAAUGCGGUCAGUUCUCCAAGGAGAAGAGUGGAGAGAUGCGGAUGCAUGUGAAGCCGAAGGAUGCGGAGGAUGAUACACCGACUCUGGCGCAGGUUUUGCAGCGCAUCAACGAGGCGCAGAAGAAGAAGGACACGGCCGUCCGAGAGGCCGGCGUGAACAAGGACAAGCUGACGAGGAAGGCGGAGGCCAAGAAGAAGUUGGACGCGCAGCUCUUGAAGUUCAAGAAGUACGAUGCCAACAAGGAUGAGCUGCUUGACAAGAAGGAGGUCAUAGCCUAUGCCAAGAAGGAGUUCAGCCUUACCUUGAAUGACGCGCGGGCGAGCAAGAUCCUGAGCGCGUUGGCGGACGGCAAAGGCGUGAAGAAGGACGACUUUCAGCGGCUCAAGGUGCAGAUCGGCAUCGUGCGGGAGGCGCAGAAGGACCUCGCCCGAAGAAAGCUGCGGGAGGAGCACGACAAAGAGAUCGAGAAGACCAAGGAGGGGCUCAAAGAGAAGGUGGUCGAGGCGGAUGAGAAGUACUCGCAAGUGGAGGGGAAGGUGAAGGAGGUGGAGGAAGCUGGAAAGCCGCUCAUCACCGAGAAGAUGAAGUCCACGGAGAUGCAGCCGCUCCUCGAGCAGCUCGAGGAGAAGGCCCAGGAGCUCAAGGCGGCCAUCGCGGGCUUCAAAGCGGAGCUCCAGGAGCUGAAGAGCAGCGUGGAUCAGGAGGUGUCCCUCUGGUUCCAGGGCCACUGCAAGCCUCUGGACAGCAAGACAGCGGCCUUGGAGCCGCGAAUGCAGAGAUGGACUACCUUGCUGACGCGUAGCCGCGCGGAGAUGAAAAACAGGGCCACCGCCGAGCUGAAUGUCCUAGAGACGCAGAUGGUGGCGAUGAUUCGGCAGCACCAGAAAGCGAAGGGCCUGUCUGCGGACGACCUCUACGCUGCGAUGUCGACGUCGGAGGAGGUUUCGAAGAAAGACUUUCUCAAGUUCUUUCAGAGCUGUGAGGUUGGCGAGGCGGAGCGGCCGCCUGCCGAGGAGCUGACUCGUCUGUUCACCUUCUUAGCUGGUGGCGACUCGAGCCUCCCGAAGGAGCGAAUGAUGGGGAUCAUUCGGAGCUACAAGAAGGUCCUGAAGGACACCAUCCUGACGAAGGAGAGGGGUGUGAACAGCGGGGCAGUGCGCAAACUGGCGGUUGGUGAGAUUCUAGAAAUCACCGGCCAAGAGAGCGCAGAUGAGGAGGUGGAUGUGGUGCGGGUGCAGUGCAGAACGCUGAAGGACGAUGAGGAGGGCUGGGUCACUGUGUCAGGCAACCACGGCACACCCUUCCUGGCGGAGUACAAGGGUGUCUACAAGGUGGUCAAGGCUGAUGAAGUGCUGCCAUCCACCCGGAUCACGGCCACUCAGAGCCCCUCCGCAAGAGGAGACCAUCAUCACCCCCUACUUCGAGUUGGACUCCGCGGAACAGAGAGAAGCUACCAAGCAGCUGAAAGAGCCCGUAGACCGCAAGCUGCGGCCCGGGGAGUUGGUGGAUGUCUGGGUCUGGCCCAAGAAGGAGGAGAAGUCCGGGCUGGUCCGCCUGAAGUGCAAGUGCCGGUCCGACGGCACGGUGGGCUGGGUGACGGCCGUGGGCAACGCGGGCACCGUCUUCCUUGAGGUGGUGUGACCGGCGGUCGGCUUGCUGCCGUGAGCCUACCGGCUGAGCUUCGUGUCACUCCAUGCCCGGCACGCUCGGACAUGCCCUGUCUAGCUGAGCUGUCCACUGGAAAGAGGUGAACUUCCAUUUGGGUAUGGGU